Molecule: messenger RNA, 2353 nt
Organism: Syngnathus acus (greater pipefish)
Lineage: Eukaryota; Metazoa; Chordata; Actinopteri; Syngnathiformes; Syngnathidae
Gene: gpatch2
Product: G patch domain containing 2
Exons: 10
Coding region: 143-1711 (522 amino acids)
Molecular function (GO): nucleic acid binding
Source: RefSeq, a predicted model, not a curated record
GGUACGUGAAGGACCCUUACCUAUGGUUGCGUUCAGUGUUGUCUCUGCUCCCGUACUCGCUUUUGUGUCAGGAUGGUGCUUGUGAUGUGUAAAUGUCUUUUCGUCAUUUCUGGUUAAAAGUGCACGGCAUUCGGUGGCUUUGAUGUUCCGCGCGGCUAACCGAAAAAGCAUCAGCAAAGCGGGGAACGGCUGGCACUUUCGCCGGACAAUGGACGAGCUGGUCCAUGAUCUGGUGUCAGCCUUGGAGGAGAGCUCGGAGCAGGCGGCGCGCGGCGGCUUUGGCGACGGCGGGGACCACGCUGUGACGGUGGGCUGCCUGCUGAAGAGACAGGCCAGGAAGCGCAGGGGCCGCAAAAGGCGCUCCGACAACCCGCACCCGCCCUGGGAGACGGCGCACCUGAGCGAGGGCUCCGAGUCCAGCGCCGAAGAACACAAGGACUACCGCGCCAGCACAGGAGGCGUGUCCGGCGCCAACAACCACGCUCGCGACAACAGCGACUCGGACGAGCAGCUGGGCCCCAAACGCCGCACCCCGCAGAUGUCUGACCCGGGCAGGAGCAAGCGGCCCCUGUGGCCGGACGAUCUGGGCGUCCUGGGCUCCGCCGAGGGAACCCGCAGCCUCAGGCGGCGGCGCAAGGUCAAGCGCAUGGCCGUGGACCCCCCCGGCGAGCCGGAGCCCCCCUCCGCUGUGAUGCCGGCCCCUCCGUCCAUUCCCAAGGCUCGCGCGGCGGGCGCCGGACCCCGCCGGCUGAGCCCCGGCGAAGGCCGGGCGGCCAUGGAGAUCUGCGGGAGCGGCUCGCUGCUGGCGGCGGGAGGGAAGAACCGGAUGAAGAAGAGGAAGCUGGCCCCUCACAGGCCGGGGGCGGAGGCUGCCGACGAAGGGGUGGUGGUGGAAAGCGAGGAGCCCGUCUCGUGCGUGCUGGAAGGAUCCAAGGACAAGAUGGAGCUGGACGAGCACAAGGGCUCUGAUGAGGAGAUGAGCGACAGGUGUGAAACCAGCAGCGUGAGCAACAGCAGCGAUGGCGGCCUCUACACCAACGAUGAAGGCCGCCAAGGUGACGACGAGCAGAGCGACUGGUUCUGCGAGGGCGAAGCCAGCUCGGGCAGCGGCGGCGCGUGCGGGGUGGCUGGCGUCAUCCCCUGGUGGGAGCGGGACGGCUGCUCGGAGGAGCUGGACUUGAACGACCCCGUCUUCAACAACAUCCUCACGGGCUCCUUCCCCAUCAUGACCUCCGAGGCCAGGACGGGGUUCCAGGCCCGGCUCAGCCGACUCCAUCACGGGCACCCGAGGCCCUGCGGCGACGUUCUGCAGGGCGAAAGCGCUCAGGACUUUAGCGACGCUCACGAGCCGUGGUUCAGCUCCAGCCCCAGGAGGGAACACGCACAGUUACACUGGGACCCUCGGACGGAGCGAGGCCAUCGCAGGAGCUGCUCGGUCAAAACGGCCAACAGGCAGACGAGCGGGCACCUGGGCUCGCUGUGCAUGGGGGAUGUCAAGCGCAGGCGGAAGGCGGCCCCCCUCGGAUCCACCGCGCCCUCAGCGGCGGUGGGCGAAAACGCGCCGCCCAUUCCCGACAGCAACCUGGGCAACCGCAUGUUGCAGAGCAUGGGAUGGAUCCCCGGCGUGGGCCUGGGCCCCGACGGGCGGGGCAUCACCGAGCCCGUCCGGGCCCUGCAGAGACCCAAAGGCACGGGCUUGGGCUUCAACUGACCGCCGAGCCGUCGGCCCACCUCAAAGCCGCGGGGCAAAGAAGGAGACGGAUUUCCCAUAUUGGGGAGACGCAAAAGACUCGAAGCCGAGACUGAAUUCCACCUCGGAGGACAUUUCAUGACCUUUUCUGCCUCAUCAAAGAAGGCGCCAGAAAAGUGAGCCACUGAUCAACUUGGACUGCGCAGGUCACUGACCUGUCAGAGAUUUCCAGGUAUGUCAUGAAGCGAACUCAAACUGUACGGAUGGAUGCGUGUCAUGGGCAGGGGAAAAAAAAAAAAAAAUCAUCUGCCCGUUUGUUUUGCUCAUGAAUGUGAAGUAUGCGCAUCCCUUUGGCAUAAAUUCAAAAUGUUGGUUUUGUUAGAACGGUUUUAAUGCUUGUUGACGUUUCAAUCAUUUUACUGUUCCAGUGUAUACGUUUGAAAAUUGGCUUAGUGUAAUGUUCAAGAAAAAGCUGAUUUUAAAUGAGGAUGUGUACUAGAUUCCGAGUGAAAUCACGAGAAGAUGGAAGAAUUGUAUUCAUGUUUUAUUUUCUUUUGACUUUUUGUCUUUGUCUUGAUUGCAAGUCCUUCCAGACUGUAUUAUGAUCCUGAACAUGUCCAGGAGACACGCGUCCAAUAAAAUGACGUGACACCAACAUGAAAA